Chiloscyllium plagiosum (whitespotted bambooshark) is the source of this 3131-nucleotide messenger RNA. RefSeq names its product sema domain, immunoglobulin domain (Ig), short basic domain, secreted, (semaphorin) 3E (gene sema3e). NCBI's taxonomy places the organism in Eukaryota, Metazoa, Chordata, Chondrichthyes, Orectolobiformes, Hemiscylliidae. Gene Ontology annotation, biological process: neural crest cell migration; positive regulation of cell migration; negative chemotaxis. Gene Ontology annotation, molecular function: chemorepellent activity; semaphorin receptor binding. Gene Ontology annotation, cellular component: plasma membrane. The record is from RefSeq and is a predicted model, not a curated record.
UGCAAACACUGAGCCCUGAUGCCUGCAACCACAGAAAAAGACCUCUUGCUUCUAAUUAAAGAAGGUGAAAGGUGAAUUCAACCUCACUGCUUGGCAAGGCUAAGUCCUGGAAAGUGGAAAGAUUUGGGAAAGCAUCAGGGAGGAGCUGCUAAAUUUGCAGAGGAGCCAGAAAACAGAGGAUUAAAAUUAAAGGGACUGGUCAUUACUGGCAGAACGGCAGUGUUAUUCAAGCUGCUUAAGGGAAAAGGGAGUGUGAGUGUGAGAGAGAGAGAGAGAAUAAAACUGGACUUCAGUUUUCCAAGGAAGAACUGAGAGUCAGAAUCUCCAGCAGCAUGUCCCUGGCUGGCAUCAUAGUUGCCAGUCUGUUGCUUCUAUAUGUCCUUACCUUACAGCAUUUCCGCUGCUCAGAGAAUCCAAGGCAUCCAAGACUGCGUCUCUCACAUAAAGAGUUGUGGGAGCUGAACAGGAGCAUGGUUUUCCAUGGGCCCCGGGGAUUUCUGGACUUGCAAACAGUGUUUUUGGAUGAGUAUCAGGAUCGUCUGUUUGUGGGAGGCAGAGACCUCGUUUAUUCACUCAGUUUGGAUCACAUUGACAAGAAUUACCAAGAGAUUUACUGGCCAGCUACAAAAAGUCAAAUUGAAGAAUGCAGAAUAAAAGGCAAAGACUUGAUGUCAGAAUGUGCAAAUUUUAUCCGUGUUCUUCAUUCAUACAAUCGAUCUCACCUCCUGGCCUGUGGGACAGGGGCCUUCGAUCCAGGCUGCGCCUUUAUCAGAGUGGGUCGUUGGGCUGAGAACAGAAUCUUCAAGAUGGAAUCUCAGCAAGUUGAGUUUGGGCGAAACAAAUGCCCCUUCGAUCCGAGCAAGUCUUGUACCUCCACUUUGGUUGAUGGGCAGCUGUAUAUCGGACUCUACACUGAUUUUUUUGGAGAAGAUCCUGCAAUAUUUAGAAGUUUGGGCUCUUCUUUGACAACCAGAACAGAACACGAUGACCGACUACUGAAAGAGCCCAAGUUUGUUGCUGCUCACCUGAUUGCAGACAAUGAUGACAGAGAUGAUGACAAAGUUUACUUUUUCUUCACUGAGAAAGCCCUGGAGACAGAGGGAGGUAGCCCUGCGCACUAUUCCAGGGUGGGAAGGCUUUGUGCUAAUGAUAUUGGAGGACGACGUGUGCUGGUGAAUAAAUGGAGCACUUUCAUCAAAGCCAGACUGGUCUGCUCAGUGUUGGGACCGAAUGGGAUUGCCACACAUUUUGAUGAAAUGGAGGAUGUGUUUCUGAUACAGACCAGAGACCAUAAAAACCCAGAUAUUUAUGUUUUAUUCAGAACUACAAGCAAUGUAUUCCAAGGGUAUGCUGUCUGUGUCUAUCACAUGUCUACUAUCCGUGAAGCAUUCAAUGGACCCUAUGCACAUAAAGAGGGACCUGAGUACCACUGGGCAGCGUACGAGGGGAAAGUGCCUUAUCCAAGACCAGGCUGUUGUGCUAGUCAGAUUAAUGCACCUCCUGGCGGUAAAUAUCGUUCGACAAAAGAUUACCCAGACGAUGUCCUUCGCUUUGUCCGCAGUCAUCCCAUUAUGUACCAAUCAGUCCAUCCUGUACAUGAGAGACCAGUGUUGUUGAGGACAAAUGGAAAACACAAUCUGAAGCAGUUAGUGGUUGACCGUGUCGAUGCUGAAGAUGGUGAAUAUGAUGUCUUAUUCAUUGGCACAGAUGCAGGAAUAGUAUUAAAAAUUAUUACAAUUUACAAUGAGGAAACUGAAACGAUGGAGGAAGUGGUGUUAGAGGAGCUCCAUGUUUUUAAGGUGCCAACACCAAUUAUCACCAUGGAUCUUUCUGUUAAACGGCAAACUUUAUACAUUGGCUCAAAGUCAGGUAUUGCUCAGUUGAGGAUUCAUCAGUGUGAUAUGUAUGGUUCUGCCUGCACUGACUGCUGCCUGGCUAGAGACCCUUACUGUUGCUGGGACGGUGUGUCCUGUACCAGGUAUUAUCGACCUGGGACACCUGCUAAAAGGCGUUACCGUAGGCAAGAUAUUCGACAUGGUGAUGCCAUCCAGCAGUGCCUAGACCAAGAGCCGAAUGGUGAAACAUUCACAAAAACAGGAGAAAGGUUAUUAUACGGCGUUGAGAAAAACAGUACCUUGCUGGAGUGUAAUCCCAGAUCGCCACAAGCGAAGGUGUUGUGGUUUGUGGAAGCAAAGAACAUGAAACAAGAUGAGAUCAAAACUGACGAUCGGGUGAUUAAAACUGAGCUGGGAUUGCUCUUCCUCAAACUUCACAGAAUGGAUGCUGGAACAUACAUCUGCAAGGCAAGAGAACACGGCUUCACUCAGAUAGUGACAAAAAUCAAACUGGAUGUUUUGGUAGAGGAGCAAAUAGACAGUAUGUUUCACAAGACUGAAGGAGAGGAGAGACCUCACAAAAUACCAUGCACAGUGCAAUUUGGGAGCCAUCAGGGAAGCAGGCCAUGGUACAAGGAAUUUCUCCAGCUAAUAGGUUACAAUAACUUCCAGAGGGUGGAGGAGUACUGCCAGAAAGUGUGGUGCAUUGAAAAGAAGAGAAAGAAAAGCAAAGUGGCAGGCAGCAAAUGGAAGUACAGCAGCGUACAGGAGAGAAAAGUGAAAACUCGAAGUCAGACAGAACAUCGUCGAGCACCAAGGCAUGCCUUAGAUACAUGAAAGGAGAAACAGAAACAUCUGAGUCUCUUUUACAAAAAAAUGAUACAAUUGUGAUAAAAAUGUCAAAGAAAUGUUUUAACAAACGUAUCUCCUGUCUACAAGAUGCACAACAGGUGACCUAUUUGACAUAAUUGGACUUGAAUAUUAAGCUUUCAUUUACUCCAUGUGCACAUAGGUGUGUGUGUGUAUGCACACUCAUGUGUGUGUCACUGUUGUUGGUAACAGUUCUUGUAACAUCACAGAAUGUGUACUUUAAGGAUUAACAUGCUUCUUAAAAUUCAAGACCAUUGUUGUAUAUAAUUCCACAGAGCAUUUCAAUUAACCCUGAGUAGUUUGCAUAGUUAUCUUUUCCAUGAUGCUGUUAUUGUUCAUUCCCCAAUUGUUUAAGGUUUUUCUUUAAUUAAACCUGUGGAUAGAUUGUUGUCUGAGCAGAAUCAUUAAAUUAUCUCUGUGACAAUA